AUGGUUUUUUGUUACUUCAUAAUACCUUGCAAACGUAAGUCCAGCCUUUCAAGAGUAUCUUCUCAAAGACAAGCGAAAACAUUAGCUCGACCGCUAGAAUCUUUAGAAGAUGCUGAACUGAAAAGGCAAGAACAAGCAGAGCGUCAGGCUACUUUUAGAGCAUCUCAGAGACAUUCUCAACGUCAGCAAAGGCGUCUUGAACAGACAGAGCGUCAGGCUACUUUAAAAGCUACUGAAACACCUGCUCAAAUUCAGCAAAGGCAUCUUGAACAGGCAGAGCGUCAAGCUACUUUAAGAGCUACUGAAACAGCUGCUCAAAGUCAGCAAAGGCGUCUUGAACAGGCAGAGCGUCAAGCUACUUUAAGAGCUACUGAAACACCUGCUCAAAGUCAGCAAAGGCUAUUCGAACACGCGGAACGUCAGGCCGCCUUAAGAGCCGCGGAAACACCUGAUGAAACUCAACACAGACUCAUUGAGCAAGCUGAACGCCAAUCUACUCUAUAA
Molecule: messenger RNA, 504 nt
Organism: Parnassius apollo (apollo)
Lineage: Eukaryota; Metazoa; Arthropoda; Insecta; Lepidoptera; Papilionidae
Source: the annotation of a GenBank genome assembly